AGCGCGCGCCGGGCCGCCCGCCCGUCUCUGCUUUCAGGAUGACGACGUCGGGCGCCCUCUUCCCGAGCCUGGUGCCGGGCUCGCGCGGCUCCUCCAGCAAGUACCUCGUGGAGUUCCGCGCGGGGAAGAUGUCGCUGAAAGGAACCACGGUCACCCCCGACAAGCGGAAAGGGCUCGUGUACAUCCAGCAGACGGACGACUCGCUCAUUCACUUCUGCUGGAAGGACAGGACGUCGGGGACCGUGGAGGACGAUUUGAUUAUCUUCCCGGAUGACUGCGAGUUCAAGCGCGUGGCACAGUGCCCCAGCGGGAGAGUCUACGUGCUCAAGUUUAAGGCCGGGUCCAAACGGCUCUUCUUCUGGAUGCAGGAGCCCAAGACUGACCAGGAUGAGGAGCACUGCCGGAAAGUCAACGAGUAUCUGAAUAACCCUCCAAUGCCUGGGGCGCUGGGGGCCAGCGGGAGCAGCGGCCACGAGCUCUCUGCUCUGGGUGGUGAGGGUGGCCUGCAGAGCCUGCUGGGAAAUAUGAGUCACAGCCAACUCAUGCAGCUGAUUGGACCCGCCGGCCUCGGAGGACUGGGUGGGCUUGGGGCCCUCACUGGGCCGGGCCUGGCCAGUCUCCUGGGGAGUGGCGGGCCUCCGGCCAGCAGCUCUUCCUCCAGCUCCCGGAGCCAGUCGGCAGCCGUCACCCCAUCCUCCACCACCUCUUCUGCCCGCGCCACCCCAGCCCCUUCCGCCCCAGCAGCUGCCUCGGCCACCAGCCCAAGCCCCGCGCCCAGUUCAGGUAAUGGAGCCAGCACGGCGGCCAGCCCGACCCAGCCCAUCCAGCUGAGCGACCUGCAGAGCAUUCUGGCCACCAUGAACGUGCCGGCCGGGCCCGGAGGUAGCCAGCAAGUGGACCUGGCCAGUGUGCUGACGCCGGAGAUCAUGGCUCCCAUCCUCGCUAACGCAGAUGUCCAGGAGCGCCUCCUGCCCUACCUGCCCUCAGGGGAGUCCCUGCCCCAGACCGCCGACGAGAUCCAGAACACGCUGACCUCACCCCAGUUCCAGCAGGCCCUGGGAAUGUUCAGUGCAGCCUUGGCCUCGGGGCAGCUGGGCCCUCUCAUGUGCCAGUUUGGCCUGCCUGCAGAGGCUGUGGAGGCCGCCAACAAGGGCGAUGUGGAAGCAUUUGCCAAAGCUAUGCAGAACAAUGCCAAAUCUGAGCAGAAGGAGGGCGAUGCAAAAGACAAGAAAGAUGAAGAGGAAGACAUGAGUCUAGAUUAAGUUAUUUACUGUCUUUUAAGGAGUUUGAAUUCUUAGUCAUGUGACUCUUGUAGUGGCAUUCGUGAUUUGUUGCAUACCCUUUCCUGUUCCAACUCACUAAUAAAUAAAAGUCCUUUCUUUUACCUGC
Molecule: messenger RNA, 1389 nt
Organism: Dipodomys ordii (Ord's kangaroo rat)
Lineage: Eukaryota; Metazoa; Chordata; Mammalia; Rodentia; Heteromyidae
Gene: Adrm1
Product: adhesion regulating molecule 1
Exons: 9
Coding region: 39-1262 (407 amino acids)
Biological process (GO): ubiquitin-dependent protein catabolic process
Cellular component (GO): cytoplasm; nucleus; proteasome regulatory particle, lid subcomplex
Molecular function (GO): ubiquitin binding; proteasome binding; endopeptidase activator activity
Source: RefSeq, a predicted model, not a curated record